Scedosporium apiospermum is the source of this 408-nucleotide messenger RNA. RefSeq lists its product as uncharacterized. Gene Ontology annotation, cellular component: ribosome; cytosolic large ribosomal subunit. NCBI's taxonomy places the organism in Eukaryota, Fungi, Ascomycota, Sordariomycetes, Microascales, Microascaceae. The record is from RefSeq and is a predicted model, not a curated record. Bases 1 to 408 code for a protein of 135 amino acids. The transcript has 3 exons. Gene Ontology annotation, biological process: translation. Gene Ontology annotation, molecular function: structural constituent of ribosome.
AUGAAGUUCCUCAAGGUCGGACGUGUCGCCAUCAUCACUCGAGGCCGGUAUGCCGGCAAGAAGGUCGUCAUCCUUCAACCCGUCGACAAUGGCAAGAAGCCUCACCAGUUCGGCCACGCCAUCGUAGCUGGCAUCGAGCGAUACCCCUCCAAGAUCACCCGCCGCAUGUCGAAGCCCCGCCAAGAGAAGCGAUCCAAGAUCAAGCCCUUCAUCAAGGUGAUAAACUACAACCACCUCAUGCCUACGCGAUACACGCUCGAACUCGAGGGUCUCAAGGGUGUUGUUUCGGCGGACACUUUCAAGGAGGUUUCUCAGCGCGAGGAUGCCAAGAAGACGGUCAAGAAGGUCUUCGAGGACCGAUACACUAGCGGAAAGAACAGGUGGUUCUUCACACCUCUGAGAUUCUAA